Molecule: messenger RNA, 3056 nt
Organism: Dunckerocampus dactyliophorus (ringed pipefish)
Lineage: Eukaryota; Metazoa; Chordata; Actinopteri; Syngnathiformes; Syngnathidae
Gene: scarb2b
Product: scavenger receptor class B, member 2b
Exons: 13
Coding region: 282-1844 (520 amino acids)
Biological process (GO): protein targeting to lysosome; receptor-mediated endocytosis
Cellular component (GO): membrane; lysosome; cytoplasm
Molecular function (GO): scavenger receptor activity
Source: RefSeq, a predicted model, not a curated record
GUCGGCUCGCUUUUAUUGUACCCACUUUUAAGGUCCAGCUCGAGGACGUUUAGUCAAAGCCCGGUGUCCCUGGUCAGUGAUUUAUUAACUACGAGUAAACAGUAGCUCGUUAGUUACUAAGCUAGGAGUUUUCAGAAAACUUUUCAGAAACUUUCCAGCUACUUUUAAAAACGUGGUGACGGGGGAGGACGAGAAGAAAAAGUAAAGAGGACCACGCUUACAAACUUUUGACGUCUUCACAUUGUGGCGGUUUCGCACGUGUCCCGCCAGCACCUGCGAGUAUGACGCGGAGGUCGUGUGCCAUUUACACAGUGGGGGUCAUCUGCGCCACCCUGCUCAUCGUGGGCAUCGGUCUUAUGGUGUCUCAGGCUUUCCGCACCCUGAUGCACAACCGUCUCAAAAAGGAGAUUGUUUUGGUGGAGGGCAGCCGCGUGUUUGAGUCAUGGAAGAGGCCACCUCCUCCUGUCUACAUGGAGUUCUUCUUCUUCAAUGUGACCAAUGUGGAUGAAUUCCUUACCGGGGCCAAGCCAGUGGUCAAACAGGUUGGGCCUUACACUUACAGGGAGUACAGGUACAAGGACAACGUGACCAUGGUGGACGAUGGCAAAAUGGUGUCGGCGUACAAUACAAAAAGCUUUGUUUUCCUGAGGGACAAAUCUGUGGGGGACCCAUUGUUUGAUAACAUCACCACCGUCAACAUACCCGCUUGGGCGGUGAUGAACAAGGUGAAAGGGAGCUUCUUUAAGGCCUCGAUGGUGUCCAUCUGGAUGAACUCCAUCGGGAGCGGCCUUUUCACCACUCGCACCGUGGAUGAACUGUUGUGGGGCUAUGAGGACCCCCUGCUGGUCCGCAUUGCUCCGAGCAACCCUGAAGUUGAGACUACCUUUGGCCUGAUGUACAAGAAAAAUGGAAGCAAUGACGGGGAAUUUGUCUUCCACACUGGGGAGCAGAACUACUUGGAUUACGGCCGAGUGGAAACAUGGAAAGGUCAAAGCCAGCUGAACUUCUGGAACACCAACCAAAGCAACAGCAUCAACGGGUCGGAUGGAAGUGCUUUCCAUCCCCUGCUGAAAAAAGAUGAACGCAUUUACAUCUUCACCCCAGACCUUUGCAGGUCUAUCUACAUGGAGUUCGAGAAAGACGUGGAGGUGAAAGGAAUCCCGGCAUACCGCUUCACGCCACCACGCUCUGUCCUGGCUAGCAAAGAGGAGAACCCAGCCAAUGAGGGUUUCUGCGUGAGCCCACAGGAGUGCCUGGGAACAGGCCUCCUGAAAGUCAGUCCAUGUCGGAAAGGUGCCCCGGUUGUGGCCUCCUUUCCUCAUUUCUACCUGGCAGACUCCAAAUAUGUGGCAGCCAUUGCGGGAAUGUCCCCUGAGAGAACUCACCACCAAACGUACCUCGACCUUAACCCGACCACCGGCAUAAUCGUACGUGCAAACAAGAGAGCACAGAUCAACAUCUUGUUGAAUCGAGUCCCAGGCUUUCCCAAAACCAGAGGUCUGAAUGAAACAAUCUUCCCUGUCAUGUUCCUGAAUGAGAGUGUGGUCAUGGAUGACGCAUCUGCAGCGAGAGUCCACAAGCUGCUGACGAUCGUCACGCUCGUGUCCAACUUCCCUCUCAUUUUUGUCGCGCUGGGAGGCAUCAUGCUGCUCAUCUUGAUCAUCCUACUUGUGCGAGCCCGCAAGCAGAAGAGCCAAGCUAAACGCAUUGCGUUUUCCAAGCCUAUCUAUGCUGCCAGCGCUGACGAAAACACAUCUUACUCUCCAGUGAGCGAAAAGGAAAAAGAAGAUCCUCAGAAUGGAACUUACAUUGGUUUGAUGCCCAAAGUGGACGCACAAGCUUGAUGCGGGAACUGACACGAAGGACGGCUUCGUAACAUCAUCAUUUUUAAGAAGAAGAAAACACCACCAGCCAAUUAAUAUACGAUAUUGCCACUCAAGCCACCAGUCAUGAAUUAUUACAAAAAACAUUGGUUGUGUUAAUGAGACUGGUAACUAGAAUUAUAGUGUUGUACAAUUAUUAUAGCGUUUCCAGCAGGGGUGUCCAAAGUACGGCCCGCGGAUGUGAUUUUAUCGGCCCGCCGCACAGUCUAAAAAUGUAAUUUAACAAGGAAACAUUAAAAAAAAAAAAAAAAAACAACAACAGCAGCAAAAAUGGGAAAAUCAAUCAAAAGUCAAAAUUAAGAGAAGAGUUGUAAUCUAGCAAGGAAAAAAAGUCAUAAUUUCUCAAGAAUAAAGUAAUAGUAUGAGAAAGAUGUCAUUGUAGUAGCAUGAUGUGAAAUAUAUAUAUAUAUAUAUAUAUAUAUAUAUAUAUAUUACCAGCAUAAAGUCAAAAUAUUAAAAGGAAAAAAUGGAUUUCUAAUUUGAAACAAGUUGCAAUUUCAUGAGAAUAAACUUAAACUUAAACUUAACUUAACUUAAAAUAUCAUUUUAGUAACAAUGUUGAAAUAAAGAAAAAAUACAUUCUUUUUUUGAAAAGAUAUAAAGUUAUAAUUACGAGAAGAAAAUUUACAAGAGGAAAGCUGAAAGAAAAUAGUUGGAAAAUUAAAAAAAAAAAAUCAGCAGAAAUGGAAAAAACAGCUGUAAUUUUACGGGAAUAAAGUCAAAAUAUUAGUCGUAUUCGAAUGAAGAGCAGAAAUGCCAAUUUUUACAAGAAUAAACUUGUAUUAUUAUCGAAAAAAAACGUCAUCUUUAGUAGCAUUUCACCUAUAUUAAAGAUAUGUUACCAAGGUGAAAGGCAGUUUUUUCUUGAGCUACAUAUAGCUUCUUAGCAUAUCUCAAUGUGUUUUUACAAAAUAUCAAAGCGGCCCUUGCAUCCUUCCCUUUUUCAGUAUGUGGCCCUCGCUGGAAAAAGUUGGACACCCCUGCUUUAGAGGUUCCAAACAAAACAAACACCAUUAGACUCUAAUGGCUGAAAGGCUCUUCAGUAUAUUAAUUAUAUUGGGUAUGGAAGGUGUCAAAGAAGUGGCCCUGUUUUUUUCCUGUCAGGCGUUAGCCACUGAUUUCUGUGCUCUUUUUUUUUUUUUUUUUUCUUUAAUACUCAGUAUUAAAAUGCAA